UCCUAAACCACAGGCACUUUCUGGUUGCCUUCAGCUAAGUGGAAACUUUGAAAGGUCUGUAGUUGUUGAAACAAGCUGAAAUUCUUCCAGGUUUGUGUCGGAGGACACUUAAGAACUUGGAUUUGGUUUCACGGGAUGGUUGUACAUGAAAUAAAGAUCAAGUGCUCAGGAGGUUAAAUUUCAGGAAAGCCCUCUUGGAUGCAAGAUAAAGGCGGGGUAUAAAGUGAAAACAAAAGUAGCCCCAGUUAGCAAGGUCAUUUGAUUUCACUCCGCACUGCACUCAAGACUGCUGCUCUCUUUCUGCACACAGAAACAGAUUGCAGCCAUGGCUUUGGAGCACAAUGAAUCGACAGAUUACUAUUAUGAGGAAAGUGAAAUAAAUGGCACUCAUGACUACAGUCAGUAUGAAGUGGUCUGUGUAAAAGAGGAGGUCAGAAAUUUUGCAAAGGUUUUCCUGCCUGCCUUCUUCACAAUAGCUUUCAUCAUUGGAGUUGCAGGCAACUCCACAGUAGUGGCGAUUUAUGCCUAUUACAAGAAGCAGAGGACCAAAACAGAUGUGUACAUCCUGAAUUUGGCAGUGGCAGAUUUACUCCUCCUAUUCACUCUGCCUUUUUGGGCAGUUAAUGCAGUUCAUGGGUGGGUUUUAGGGAUAAUCAUGUGCAAGGUCACUUCGGCCUUGUACACAGUCAACUUUGUCUCUGGAAUGCAGUUUUUGGCUUGUAUCAGCCUAGACAGAUGUUGGGCAGUAACUAAAGCCCCGAGUCACUCAGGAGUGGGCAAACCAUGCUGGCUCAUCUGUGUCUGUGUCUGGAUGGCUGCCAUCUUGCUGAGCAUACCUCAGCUGGUUUUUUAUACUGUAAAUCACAAGGCUAGGUGCGUUCCCAUCUUUCCAUACCACCUAAAAACAUCCCUGAAAGCAUGGAUUCAAAUGCUGGAAAUCUGCAUCGGAUUUGUGAUACCCUUUCUUAUCAUGGGAGUGUGCUACUUUAUCACGGCAAGGACACUCAUCAAGAUGCCGAACAUUAAAAAAUCUCGACCCCUCAGAGUUCUGCUCGCAGUGGUUAUAGUUUUCAUUGCCACUCAGCUGCCUUAUAACAUUGUCAAGUUCUGCCAGGCCAUAGACAUCAUCUACUCCCUGAUCACCAACUGCGACAUGAGCAAACGCAUGGAUGUCGCCAUCCAGAUCACAGAGAGCAUCGCCCUCUUUCACAGCUGCCUCAACCCAGUCCUGUACGUUUUCAUGGGAUCCUCUUUUAAAAACUACGUCAUGAAAGUGGCCAAGAAAUAUGGGACCUGGAGAAGACAAAGACAAAAUGUGGAGGAGGUUCCUUUUGAUUCUGAAGUCCCUACAGAGCCAACCAGUACAUUCAGCAUUUAAAUGUAAAACUGCUCUGUGUCUUGCUUCGAUACAGAUGAGUGAUGCUUUGCCCUCAGCUAAAACAUCUGCAUUAUUCUGAAAUUCAAAUCUCAAGACACUGUGGUGGGAACUUAUUACCAAGAAGAGGUUGGGGUGAAGAAGGGGGGAGGGUAGAAACCAAGAAGAGGAAACAUAAUAAUCAAUGCAUAAAACAAGAAAAUUAAAAUGAACAAUAUUGGAAAAUAGUAAUAACAGGCAUAAGUAAUAAAAACAUUUUGCUAUGUUAGACCAUCUAAAACAUUAAUAAAGAGGCUUAUAUUAAGGGGCAUUUAUAAUUAUUUUAAAUCAUAUAAGAAUGAUUUCCCUGCAUAACUUUAAUACUUACAGCAAAAUAUAUAUAAUCUAUCCCUCUUUUCCUCUUUCUUAAUUUGUAAGUGAUUUCAUAAUAACCAUCAACAACAACAAAAAAUACUUAAAAAGCAUUUCUGGCCCUUUUAAUACAUUCUUGGUAAGUUUCUAAACACAUAAUUUGCUUCCAUAUGUCACCUUUCUUUAGUAAUAAACUGGUUAUCCCGUUAGACCUACGUUAGAUUUAUCAUGUAUACAUUAGAAGUGAUCCUCAGACAAUCAUACCUGAUUAUUAUAAUCAGUUAUUUUUAUAACUUUUUAAAGGGUUCAUCCAUUUAUGUGAGUCUAUUACUGAGAGUUGAUUAACAAUGUAUUUUUCUAUGUGUAAAGAUUCUUAUUUUUUACUUAAACACUUGCAUUUUUAAGCAAUGAAAAAUAUGUACCACAAUAAAUUAUUUUUAAUAAUGUA
Molecule: messenger RNA, 2174 nt
Organism: Myotis lucifugus (little brown bat)
Lineage: Eukaryota; Metazoa; Chordata; Mammalia; Chiroptera; Vespertilionidae
Gene: ACKR4
Product: atypical chemokine receptor 4
Exons: 2
Coding region: 326-1378 (350 amino acids)
Biological process (GO): chemotaxis; immune response; G protein-coupled receptor signaling pathway
Cellular component (GO): membrane
Molecular function (GO): chemokine binding; chemokine receptor activity; scavenger receptor activity
Source: RefSeq, a predicted model, not a curated record